Messenger RNA from Alosa sapidissima (American shad), 1378 nucleotides. RefSeq names its product PSMC3 interacting protein (gene psmc3ip). The record is from RefSeq and is a predicted model, not a curated record. Gene Ontology annotation, cellular component: condensed nuclear chromosome; DNA recombinase auxiliary factor complex. Bases 117 to 758 code for a protein of 213 amino acids. Lineage: Eukaryota; Metazoa; Chordata; Actinopteri; Clupeiformes; Clupeidae. The transcript has 8 exons. Gene Ontology annotation, biological process: homologous chromosome pairing at meiosis; meiotic strand invasion involved in reciprocal meiotic recombination; meiotic joint molecule formation. Gene Ontology annotation, molecular function: recombinase activator activity; double-stranded DNA binding.
ACCACGUCUUGAAUGACGUAUAUACCCACAAUGCUCCACGACGCGCGAAACUUGAAGAAGAUAAACAACACUACAAGCAAAGAGUUAUAAGCAACUGAGAAGUAAGAACUUCAGAUAUGAGCAAGAAAGAUGCAGCGGCGGUGGCCAUCAUCCUCACUUACCUGAAUGAGCAGAAUCGACCAUACAGCGCUCAAGAUGUGUUUGGGAACCUACAGAAGCAGCACGGCUUUGGUAAAACGGCUGUGGUCAAGGCAAUGGAGCAACUGGCCCAGGAUGGCAAGAUUCGAGAGAAGACUUACGGCAAGCAGAAGAUAUACUUUGCCGACCAGGCCCAGUUUACAGACGUGAGUGACACUGAUCUGAAGACCAUGGACACACGCAUCUCUGAGCUAAGCUCACAGGUGCAAGAAGUCACACAGUGCUGCAGGCAAUUGGAGUCUGAGCUGAGGGAGCUGAGCAGCUCCCUGACCUCCGAGGAGAUGGCCUCUGAGAUCCAGGAGCUGAAGCCAGAGUGUGCGUCAUACCGUGAGCGCCUGCAGAAGAUCAAGUGUGCAACUAAUCAUGUUUCACCAGAGGAGCGAGAAAAGAUUCACAAAGUCAGGAAUCUCUAUGUGAAGGAAUGGAGGAAGAGGAAGAGGCUGACACAGGACAUGAUGGGUGCGAUCUUGGAGGGUUAUCCAAAGAGCAAGAAACAGUUUAUGGAGGAGGUUGGUGUGGAAACCGAUGAAGACCACAAAGUGACCAUACCUGAUAUUUAAUGAAAUUGGGUCUUUGAAUGUUUGUCUUCGGUGGUCACCAUGGAUACAUGCUACCAACUGACUGCACUGUCUGUGUGAGAGGUAACGUGCAGCAGUCCUUAUGUAGUGGCAAACUGGAAACUUGGCCAGUUAAAGUUUAAAGUAAGGAUUAAACUUUUCCUGUUCAAGAGACCGCAUGGCAUCCAACAGCCGGAUAUGAAAAAGGAAAAUGGUUGUAGAGACAGGAACAGUGAAUAUUGUUUAUUUCCAAUUACAAACUGUAUUCAUACAAAAAUAUUUCAACUGCUCUUGUCAAUAUCAGCAUACAAUUUCAAGAGGUUGUAUACAAGGUUCCAACACGCACCCAAUAUUGAUUAGUAUCUAUUAAAUUAUUUCCCUUUAACAUUUUGGCAUUGUAUUUCUUAAUAUAAAAAUUCCUGAUUACCGUUGGUUUUUGGAUUGUGCUGCAACAUUCUCUACAAUCUUAUUUAUUUUGGUUGAAAUAAGUCACCAUAAAUGACAUGAUUUCAUUAAUGAGUGUCUCUGUGCUUCAGCAAUAUGAGAGUAACACAUAAUGGGUACACUAAAACACAGCAAAAACAAACGACAAUGAACAAUCUGAAACAAUAUUCAGGCGACUC